This is a messenger RNA of Branchiostoma floridae (Florida lancelet), 4475 nucleotides long. Its product is annotated as elongation factor-like GTPase 1. Gene Ontology annotation, biological process: cytosolic ribosome assembly. The transcript has 22 exons. The record is from RefSeq and is a predicted model, not a curated record. NCBI's taxonomy places the organism in Eukaryota, Metazoa, Chordata, Leptocardii, Amphioxiformes, Branchiostomatidae. Gene Ontology annotation, cellular component: cytosol; ribonucleoprotein complex. Bases 208 to 3633 code for a protein of 1141 amino acids. Gene Ontology annotation, molecular function: ribosome binding; GTP binding; GTPase activity.
UCUUCCGGAAGUGUAUGCAACAACAUGGCGCCCUACAGUGUUAAAUUGUGACACGUGAAAAAAUUGCAAAAUUUCACGAUUUUGCAACGUUCUGACAUUGAAAUACUGCUUGCAAAGGACUCAAUACACCACAUAUAUUCAUAUUCUGCUUGGAGCCAUCACAAAAGCUUGCCAGGUUGUUGUCAUCAUCACCUGCACAGUGUCACCAUGAGGACAGUGACACCUGGCCAGCUGGCGCAGCUGCAAGGGAACCCAAAGAACGUCAGGAACAUCUGUAUCCUGGCACAUGUCGACCAUGGUAAAACGACUCUUGCUGACGUUCUUGUUGCAAGCAAUGGUGUUAUAUCAAAGAGACUUGCUGGAAAACUGCGCUACUUGGACAGUCGGGCUGAUGAACAGAUCCGAGGGAUCACCAUGAAGUCCAGCGCCAUCUCACUGCAGUUUCAGAAAGAGAGUGAGGACUACCUGGUGAACCUGAUUGACUCCCCUGGACAUGUGGACUUCUCCAGCGAGGUGUCAACUGCUGUCCGCCUGUGUGACGGAGCUGUAGUAGUGGUGGAUGUUGUGGAGGGGGUGUGUCCACAGACCCAUGCAGUACUGCGCCAGGCAUGGCUGGAGAACAUCAAACCUGUCCUGGUACUGAACAAGGUGGACAGGCUCAUCACAGAACUCAAAAACUCCCCCAUGGAGGCACACUUGGUACUGCAGCAGGUUCUGGAACAGGUCAACUCUGUUAUGGGAGACCUCUUUUCAACGGAUGUCAUGAAGAAAGGAACAACUGAAGACAGUAGCAGUGAUGUGAAGGAGUCUUCAGUUACCCCUGAGGACCAUGUGUUUGACUACAGUUUAGAGCUGGACCACACUGAUGACUCCAACCUGUAUUUCUCACCCGAGCAAGGAAAUGUUGUGUUUGCCAGUGCCAUCGAUGGGUGGGGUUUCAGAUUGGAGCACUUUGCUAAACAGUAUGCCUCAAAACUCAACAUUAAAGAGGACAUCCUCCAGAAAGUUUUGUGGGGAGACUUCUAUGUUCACUCCAAAACAAAGAGGGUCAUGAAAGGAGCUCAGGCCAAGGGGAAGAAACCACUUUUCGUGCAGUUUGUGUUGGAAAAUGUCUGGGCUGUAUAUGAUGCUGUGCUGGUGAGAAGGGACAAGGAGAAAGUCGAGAAGAUAGUGAAGUCCUUGAACGUGACCCUGUCACCACGAGACACCCGUCACAAUGACCCCAGAGUGCUGCUGCAGGCUGUAUGUGGACAGUGGCUGCCAUUGUCUGAUGCUGUGCUGGCUAUGACAGUGGACCAGUUACCCAGCCCCCUACAGAUCUCCCCUGAAAAGGUGGAGCACCUCAUGUGUCACACUGCCCAGAGGUUUGACUCAUUACCUCAGCCAACACAGAAUUUGAAAGAAGAUUUCUUGAUGUGCAGUGCAGAGGACUCGGCUCCUGUUAUUGUAUUCAUCUCCAAGAUGUUUUCUGUGGAUCACAAAGCCCUACCUCACAACAGGCCAAGACCUCUGACUCAGGAAGAGAUAGAGCAGAAACGUGAGCUUGCCAGACAGCGGCACCAGGAGAAGUUGGCUGCUCUUACCAAUCAGACACAAGUGCCUCAACAAGACCAGGCUACUAAGGAAAAUGGGAAUGACAGCAGUUCAACAUCCACUCUCAUUCAGAAAAAGGACAAGGUGGAUGAUGACCCCAACGUCUUUGUCGGGUUUGCUCGAGUGUUCAGUGGAAAUGUGAAGAGGGGUCAGAAGUUGUAUGUUCUAGGUCCCAAACACAACCCCUCACAUGCCCUUCAGCAGAUGUCAGAUGCACCUGGGGAUCUCUCGCAGCUGAAGCACGUGGCAGCUGUUGAGGUGGAAGACUUGUACUUGUUAAUGGGGAAGGAGCUGGAAACUGUUGAUCAGGUGCCAGCUGGCAACAUACUAGGAAUUGGAGGUCUUCAGGCCCAUGUGUUAAAGUCUGCCACUGUAUCCAGUACCAUUGCCUGCCCUGCCUUCUCUCCUGUGUAUCUGGAUGCUGCACCUAUUGUUAGAGUGGCUGUUGAACCCAAACAUGCAGGAGAUAUGAGUGCCCUGAUGCAGGGUUUACGGCUGCUGAACCAGGCUGACCCGUCAGUGGAGGUUCUGGUGCAGGAGUCAGGGGAACAUGUCCUGGUCACUGCUGGGGAGGUCCACCUGCAGAGGUGCCUGGAUGAUCUGACUCAGAGAUUUGCCAAAAUUGAGCUGAAUGUGUCGGACCCCAUGGUGCCAUUCCGAGAGACCAUCAUCCCCCCUCCCAAGGUGGACAUGGUCAAUGAGGUCAUUGACCACGACACAAACCGCAUCACCAAGUCUGGAAAGGAAGCUACAGAUAAAAAGAUAAAAUGGGGUGGUUCCAUAUUGUUACAAACUCCUAACAAAUUGUGCAGUUUGAAGGUGAGUGCCUUGCCUCUGCCAGAGGACAUUAGCAACUUUCUGGAGGAUAAUGCAGACCUGCUCCGUACGCUGGACAGGAUCACCAAGUCAAGUGGCGACAUCAGUCACCAUCAAGCUGAAAGGGCAAAGGUCACGGCGGAAACACUUAAUAGGUUAACCGAGUUCAAGUCCACUCUUGGGGCCAAGUUUGCACAAGCAGGUAGACAUUACAGAGAUGCCAUAGAUCAGAUCUGGGCAUUUGGUCCAAGGCGAAAUGGUCCAAACAUAUUGCUAAACAGGGUUGCGGGGUAUCAGCGACCAUCGGUGUGGGACUCUAUAGACAAGGGAGAGGUGAAGUCAGCUGCACAGUUUCGGCACUUUGACCAUGCCAUUGGGAGCGGAUUUCAGCUGGCAACCCUGGCUGGACCACUGUGUGAGGAGCCACUCAUGGGGGUUUGUUUCGUGGUGGAAGAGUGGACCAUGCAGGAACAACUGUCAGAGAAGAGACAACCAAGAACUAAUGACACUCUGACAAACAAGGAGGAAAUCCAAGCCACAAGAAUGGCAGAGGAGGAUGUGUCCUCUGCACACUCAGAUACGUUUGGUGUGUCUAUGUCUCCCCGAAGUCACUUUCUCUCCCCCAGGGAACAUAAACUAUCACAAGGAGUGGAUGAGGAAUCCCAGUCCAGCGGAGACGACUCAGAUGGGGAAAUGGCUGAGUCAGAUUUCAUGGAUCGUCACGGCCCGUUCACAGGUCAGCUGAUCUCUACAAUGAAGGAGGCUUGCAGACAAGCAUUUCAGAAACAUCCCCAGAGACUGAUGGCUGCCAUGUACACUUGUGACAUCCAGGCCACAGCAGAUGUACUAGGCAAGAUGUAUGCUGUGCUUGGACGGAAGAAUGGAAAGGUUCUGAAAGAGGACAUGAAUGAAAGCCUGUCAGUCUUCAGCAUCCAGGCAGCACUACCAGUGGCAGAGAGUUUUGGGUUUGCUGAGGAAAUCAGGAAAAAAACAAGUGGACUGGCCAGCCCUCAACUGGUGUUCAGUCACUGGGAGGUUGUUAACAGUGACCCAUUCUGGGAGCCAAUAACUGAGGAAGAAUUGAUGCACUUUGGAGAGAAGGCUGAUUCUGAAAAUCAAGGACGUCUGUAUAUGAAUAGUGUACGACGGAGAAAAGGACUGUAUGUUGAUGAGAAAAUAGUAGAACAUGCUGAGAAACAGAGAACUCUAUCCAAGAAUAAGUAGAUUCACCUUUUCUUCAGUUCUCUAUAUUUAAGUUAGUACGUCUUGUUGUAUUAUCAUUUUAUUGCAAUCAGAUUUUCUUUAGUCUGGUCACAUUUUUUGUGGAUUAAAGAUUUAUUCCCUAUUUCUACUAGUAUAGAAAUCUUUGAUGACAAUACAGUUGUACACUGUUCUUCAAAAUAUCUAAAAUAUGUAUUGCAAAAAUUUACAGAAAAAUGUGAUUUUCCUUGAAGUUGUACAUUUCAUUUUUGAAGUUAACAACAGGCUACUGAAAUUUAAAGGUCAGUUUUUGGGAUGGAGUAGAAAAUAUCCUUUGCAUUCCCUAGAUUUCAGUGACAUGUAAGGUGAUUGAUUAGUAAGCUACCUCUUCUCUUAGUAAAAUAAUGUUUGUUGACUUGUCUUAUGUAUCCUGAUUUGAAUCAGUGGCAUCCUCUGAGGCAGGAAAGUAGCAAAAAUUAUAAACUUGCCCAACUCACAACCUUCCAUAUCUUCAAAGUACCAGUCAUGUAGGUCACAUAAGUAUCUGACAUUCAUUUUUAUUGUAAAAAAAUAAUGAUGUUGAUAUAGGAUGUCUCAAGUUUCAUAUACUUGUCCCUAUGAUGUCCAACUUGUAUACUGUGACUCUUCCAAAGAAGUCAGUGCUAGUGGGAAAGACUAUCCGUAACCUCUUGACUGAUGGUGCUUCCUUUACUGUAAAUCUGUAAUAUAGAGUUAAGGAAGAAUCACUGACAAUUGGGCUGUUCAAAUAAACACUUUGUUACAAUACUACAAAGACUGAGUGUAACUGUGAUUUACAGCACUAAAGACUUACCCAAAUUAUGAACUGUAUGACAUAAAUAAACCAU